AUUAAUGAUAAAACCAGUCUUGUAAAUUGCUUGAUUAAACAUAAACUUAUACUUUUUAGUGUUCAACUAUGUAUUUUAAGUUUUUUCUUAAAGUAUCUGUAUUUAAAAUCAAAUAACAUUUUUUAAUUUAUUUUCUAUUUUCAUUUAAAUCAAGUUGAGAAAAACAAAAUACUGGAAUAUUUAUAUUAUAAUGAAUUGUCAUUAUUCAUACAUAAUAAUAUAAUUUUUUAACAAUAAUCAUAGUCUAAAUAAUCUAAGACCGUGGUCACUUAGCAUGCCAUUCGAGUUUUUUAAUAGGGGUGCCAAAACUUAGGCAUGCUAAUUUUCUAACCAUCCGAACACUUCAUCUAAGUAAAUAUAUGUAUUUUUUAUACGGGGUUGAAGGUUUAUAAAUUUAAUGAAUUUGGUAGUUGGAAAUAGAUAGUGUCAUACUAAUAACAUGCAUCUAUAAAUAAUGAGUAGGUAUACAUCAUCUUCGUACAUAGGUAUUAAAUUAUACGCUUCAGGAUUUCCAUAAUAUGUUUUUAUGUGCGUCGGAGCGUUUGGUAAAUAUUAAGGGAGGUGCAAAUAUGGCGCAAAAAAAAAAAAUAGUUCUGUCAAAGUACACUCCGUCACCCCCUCCCCGAAACCCUCCAAAUUGCGCCCUUGCAAAUGGGUUUGAUCGCCAUUGCUCGAAAUUCGAACGCACUACAAGUGAAAUAAAAAAUUUUAAAUUGCCGCUGAAUACCUGGAACAAGGUACAAUGCAAUGGUCGGUUACGGUGUUUGAAUAGAUACGCUUUCCACCGUCCUUGGAACUCCAUUAUACCGCGCGUCGUUCGGCAUAACCACGAGCUGUAGAGGUAUAAACAAAUCUCGGGCGACGCCAACAACCGUAUGCCCCCGCCCUGCAUUUCCAACUCACGUUUUCCGUUCGGCCGGCAGCUGUUGUAUGGGUACCCCACCAAUUUUUGUAGGAUUCCGGCGAUGUGAGGUACUGCACCGUUGUGACGACUGACGACGUUCUAACGUUCGGCCGGCCAUUUCUAUUCAAGUAACCCGAUUGUUAAUACUUGCUGGCAUCGGCGAUUUUUUUUCUACUUGUAUUUUAAUAUUUGCCAUCCUGUCUUCCGUUAACUUCCCACUUAACAGGCGACUGCGGUACCACGGACGACGAGGUUCAACAGUUAUUCAACGCAGUGGUGCUCGUAAUUUUGGAACGUACAACAUGCCUAGAAGAAGUCGAGUUGAGAAAAUCGCCUUGUUACCGCUGAACUUGUGCCGCAUUUGCCUGCAUGAAAUACGUCUUAAGUCCUUCGACGUGUUUGGGUCCGACGAACCACAUCUGCUCCAGCAAGUCAAAGAAUACUUCAAAGUAGAGAUUACGGGCAUUGAUGGCAAAUCUACUAAGUUAUGUGAAAAUUGCAUGGAUAAGAUUGAUAAUUGGCAAGACGACAUCGAGAAAGCUCAAGAAAAUCAAAAUAUAUAUGUGUUACGUGCUUUCAAGACUGUGAAAAAACGACCCUUGUCUGCUUCAACCAAAAAGAGGAAAGCAACAUUAAGAAGAUCCAAGAAAAGAAAAAGAACCUCGUUAAUACCUAGGCAUGAAAUUCCAUCAACAUCCAAUGUUCAAUCACCAUUAAAAUCUAUCCAACAAUCUACUUCAGCAUCCAUUUAUCAAUGUCAAUCAAUAGAUACUCAAUAUGUAUCAGAUUUUCCAUCCACAUCAAAAUCAAAUGAAAUAAUUCCUAUUACAUCUACAGAUAUUAUCCCAUUUGCUUCAACUUCAGCAGAAUUUAUCUCACCCGCGUCAACUUCAGCACAAUUUAUCUCACCCGCGUCAACUUCAGCACAAUUAAUCUCACCCGCGUCAACUUCAGCAGAAUUUAUCUCACCCGCGUCAACUUCAGCACAAUUUAUCUCACCCGCGUCAACUUCAGCAGAAUUUAUCUCAACCGCGUCAACUUCAGCACAAUUUAUCUCACCCGCGUCAACUUCAGCAGAAGUUAUCCCAUAUGCAUCAUCAUCAAUAGAUAUUGUUCCAUCAUAUACCAUUAACGAAAUUUCAUCAACAGGAGAUAAUCCAGUCUGGUAUUCAAAUGGAAAUAAAAUAACAGAUCCUGAAUCUGAAGUUUAUGACAGAUUUAAAUCUUUUAAAGCAGAAUGUGUUUGUAUAUUUUGCACUUACCAGCAUGAAGAAGUAUCGCGAAAUGCGUAUAAUCAUAUAUUAUUUUGUUCUAAACAUUCCGAACCAUAUGCCUGUCUUAUAGAAAAUUGUCAUUCUGUAUUUCCCAGUAAAUUGGUUUUUAUUCAACAUUACCGUACUCAUUUGAAUCUCAAAAAUUCGACUUAUUUGUGUAAUACAUGCUUUAGUGUUUUAACUUGUCCGAGAAGAUCAGUUAUGAUGGAUCACACUCAUCAAAAUCUUUCCGACUUAUUAAAAUGUUGUUCGCUUACUUUCACAACAAUGACUAAAUUUGUUCUUCAUAAACUUAUAAAUCAUUGUGCAAUAGUUGUCACAAGUCACAACAAAUCGCGUACUCUUCAAAAACAGAAUCUGAAUAUUAAGAAAACAGAACUGGAAGACAUAAAAGUUGGUAUGGAUGUACCUGGCACAGUACCAAGCGAUCAGAUAAUUAAAAAAAACGGAAGUCUUAAGUGUUAUUGUUGUCCAAAAUAUUUUAACAGUAUUCCUGAAUUUAUAGAUCAUAGUAAGGUUAAGCAUAAGAAUUUAAUUACAUUAAAAGAUAAAGGAAUAAAAUUAUGCCCUCUGUGUGAUAAUAGUUAUUUUAAUGAACAAUUUAGUGAGCAUGUUGAAAACUGCACCAAUACCAUGAAAGUUGGUGAAAAGUCAUUGAAUCAUUAUGGAUGCGUUUAUUGCUGUGUAAUUUUCACGAAUGUAUCUUCUAGAGAAUUUCGCAAUCAUGUUCUGUACUGUAAAUCUUUUAAAUUAGGUGUAGCCAGCAGUAAACUUGCUCAUAAAUGUACCAAUUGUACUUUUACAAGUACUGACGAUGAUUUAAGUUUAGUACAUGCAAAUUCUAACUGUUUGUAUUUCCAAAUGAAAAUGAGAUAUGCAAUGGGACCGGAAGAAAAAAAUAAAGUUAUGCUACGAAUGGACUUUGUUAAACAAAAUACAGAGGAACAGGAGGAUGAAGAUUGUACAAACGUUAAAGAACUUCUCAGUUCUUCAAAAACAUUUUGCAAUACAGCUAGACAAAAGCUGCUUAAAUUUUAUAACUUUUUUUGUAAUAACUGCAAAAAUCUUUUCUUUGAUAAAAUUAUCUUUUUUAAGCAUUUGACUGAGACAGGAUCUUAUUGCCGAUUGCAAACUUUAAUCUACUGCCAAAAUUGUCUAACUGAGUUUAACACAUUGGAAGAGUAUCAAGGCCAUUUACCUAGUAUGCCAGAAGCAUCACCAAUAAUAGUAAAACAAGAAACGUUUGGACAAAAUAAUGAUGAAUACGACGGCGAUCUCCCUAUGGAUGUAGUACAUCUCAAUCCAAAUUAUCGUGAUGUGAAAGUUGAAAUAAAUAACGAAACAUCUUGUCAAAAACAAGAACCUAUUGAUGAAACAAGCUGUAAUAUAGAGCAAUAUCAAGAACAGGAACAGGAACAAGAACAAGAACAGGAACAGGAAGUUUCAAAUAAUCAUUUUAAUAACAGUGUUUUUUCAUGCCCAGAAAUGGACAUAACCACCAAUGACAUUUACAUGCAAUUUGAAGUUGAAGAAAAACCAGAUUUAAAUAAAAUGUUAGAUGAUCCGGAAUAACAACAUGUGUAUAUCACAUAAUUCCGAUAAAGUUAAAACUAAACAUAUAGUUAGUUUUAUAUCCAAUUUUCUUACUUGAUUGUUAGAAUCCAAUAUUGUUAUUUAUAUUGAUUAUAUAAUUUCUGUAGUUCUUUAACAAGGUGAAUAGCUAUUUACUUAGAAAUGACCUAUUCCAUAAAAUAAUUUUUUUUUUUUUAAAAAGGAUUUUAUUAGUAAAUUGAUAAUCAUGACUUAAAUGCACUUUUAUGAUGUAACUUAUUCAUUUUUUAAAAGUUACACUAGAAUACAUUAUAAUUAUAUUUGUGUUUUGUUAGUUGUUUAUAAUGUUGAAAUCUUAACAUUAAUUCCAAAAUAUAUAA
Messenger RNA from Metopolophium dirhodum (rose-grain aphid), 4109 nucleotides. RefSeq lists its product as uncharacterized. Gene Ontology annotation, molecular function: zinc ion binding. The record is from RefSeq and is a predicted model, not a curated record. The transcript has 3 exons. Bases 1207 to 3750 code for a protein of 847 amino acids. NCBI's taxonomy places the organism in Eukaryota, Metazoa, Arthropoda, Insecta, Hemiptera, Aphididae. Gene Ontology annotation, cellular component: nucleus.